Molecule: messenger RNA, 1296 nt
Organism: Grus americana (Whooping crane)
Lineage: Eukaryota; Metazoa; Chordata; Aves; Gruiformes; Gruidae
Product: translation initiation factor IF-2-like
Exons: 4
Coding region: 1-594 (197 amino acids)
Source: RefSeq, a predicted model, not a curated record
AUGGGCGAGCCCCACCGGCGCCGCAGCCCUCGCCUCGCUUCGCCCGCGGGCCCCGGCCCUGCUGCCCGCGGCCGCUCGGAGCGCGCUCGCUCGCUCGCAGCGGCGGCGCCUUCCCCGGCCGGGCGAGGACGGGAGGCGGAGGCGCUACGGGGCGGGGAUCCCAGCCGCCACCGCCCCCUCGCCGAGGAGGCCCCUCGGGGCGGCGGGGCGGAGGGAGCGGCCGCGCCGCCAUGUUGGGAAGGUCACGCGAGGAGAAGCAGGACCGGCGCGGCAGCGGAGGGGGCGCCGCGGGGGGCGCCCGCUCGGCAGCCCGGGGGGACCGCGACGGAGGGCCUGGGGGAUAGGUUCGGAGAGAGAGAAAACCCCCAAGCCUGUGGUGGCCGGGGAGGGGUGCGGCGGGUGCUCCAGCGGCAAGUGAGAAGGAAGACUAAUGUCAUUGAAGAUGCUGAAUUAGAAAACUAUGUGUUUGUGUUCCGAUACACAAUGACAGCGUUGUCUCGGCCACAGAGGGAUUCCGGGAAGCCCAUCAGCCUCCACUGCUCUGUAGUGCAAACACAGCUUCUCCAGGAAGAUAAUGUUGAACUGUGGUACUAAUUCUACUGGAUGCAAAGGAAACGAUUCAUUUCUAUGUACGUACAGAGCGAGGAACAGCUGUUUCUGUCUCUCUCCAGGUGGCAUGGGUGCACUUCUAGGCAAACUGCAGGGAGUCGUGCACUUCUCACUCAGGAUGCUGGUGCAGGCCUGGGUUGCUUUGAGAUUGGAAAUACAAGGUGGGCCUCCAAUUUGGUGAGAACAAAGUUGCAUUUCUUAUAUAAGAGAAUUGCCCAAGCCAUCAAGUAUUGAGGCGAGGCCUUGGUAGACAUCAUGGAGCACGUACCAGAAAGGCUGGGCAUCUUCUACUCUUUCUGGGAGUUGUCCUCAGUUUAGAAAGUGGGUAGAGAAGCAUAGGGAUACAAAAACAUGGAUUUCUGGUCUAGACAUACGAACUCUAUUUGGAAGCUUGGGAGAUGACACCAGCAAUAGGUAGCUCCUGUCAAUGGAUACUCAUGUUGUAACAUGUUAGACAGUUCCCAUUACAGCCCAAUAAACUGCAACCGAAUAAGAAAAAAAUCUCUGCUCCCAGGACUUAAAGCUGGAUUUCCAGUUGAACAAGUGUUUAUUGGUAUUGUAAGGAGCCUUUUUUCUGUGUAAUAGAAAUACUUAUGCUUUAUGGAAUAAUAAUUUUGAUCAUAUAAUUUUAAGUGAUAGAAAUAGUCUGUCCUGCAACAAGAGUAAUGUAUACAUCUACAACCUGGA